This is a messenger RNA of Aspergillus heteromorphus CBS 117.55, 4481 nucleotides long. RefSeq lists its product as uncharacterized. Gene Ontology annotation, molecular function: zinc ion binding; DNA-binding transcription factor activity, RNA polymerase II-specific; transcription cis-regulatory region binding. Gene Ontology annotation, cellular component: nucleus. The record is from RefSeq and is a predicted model, not a curated record. Bases 207 to 4199 code for a protein of 1330 amino acids. Gene Ontology annotation, biological process: positive regulation of transcription by RNA polymerase II. The transcript has 5 exons. NCBI's taxonomy places the organism in Eukaryota, Fungi, Ascomycota, Eurotiomycetes, Eurotiales, Aspergillaceae.
UCUGCACUCUGCACUCUGCAAGCCCGAAUCUCCGUCCAGCCACCAAACCCUCUCACCCGCAUCCUCUGGUCAACGGCGGGGAACCCGGACGAACGCCCCUGAACCGAGGGAGCCGAAGAAGACCCGCGGAGAAAAAACGCAACCAGACGCAAGGUGACAGAAAUCGAUCGAUCAAUCCAGCACCAUCCCCCCACCCCACCAACUCCAUGUCUCGCUCCUUCAAUGGAUGCAAGCGAUGUAAAGCCCGGCGGCAGAAAUGCGACGAGCAGCGUCCCAGCUGCGGCCGCUGCAUGACGGCCGGCACGCAAUGUCGAUAUGCGAUGCAGCUGCAGUGGGGAGGCCGGGCCUUUUCGCGCUCGAGAUUUGGGGCUUGCGUGGGAACAGGCGGUAUGCAGAAGCUGGAAUACUCCCCCGGCGAGUUCAUCUACACCACCAAUGCCUCGGGCACCCUCUCCCCCGGGAUCACCACACCCCCCAUCACCACCAACACCACCCUCAUCCGACCUAUUGACCCGUUCGCCUCCCUCACCACCGAUCAAAAGUCCCUCCUCCAUCACUUCCUCAACGAUGCCUCCCAAAUCACCGCCUGCCACUCCGGCAUGCAGCGCGAUAUCUGCAAGAUGCUCGUGCCCAUGGCCCUCCAAACCCCCUCCCUCCUCUACGCCACCAUGGCCCUCUCUGCCAUCCACCUACAAGCCCUGCACAACCAGUCCGAGAAUGUGAAAUCCGCCCCCGAAAUCGCUCGCUUCAUGGCCCUCAGCCUGGAACACUUCCGACAGGAACUGCAGAACCCCGCAAGCAAGGGCUCCGAUGCGCUGCUCGCCACCGCCCGGACCCUCUGUCUCGCGGAGAUCCACUCAGGAGCCAUCCACCCCAAUUCCUGGCGCGCUCAUAUCGAGGGCGCCCGCGCUCUGAUGGAAGCCUCGGAUAACUGCGGGGCCCUGUCGCCGAAAUCCCCGGAGGGGUUCAGAAGAUACCUGGAUCGGUGGUACCGAUCGAUUGUGUCUCUGACGGCGUUGACUGGGAACGGACCGCCGAUCGGUGAAGUCACAGACCAAUUAGUUGGCGCGAGUAAUGAGGGCUCAAGUAGUAGUAGCCAGCCGGCGUCGCCGGACUACUUGGACGAUUAUUGGGGAUUCACGGUCAAUCUGUCUGCGAUAUUCCGGCGGAUCGGGGCUGUGGCGUGGCGGGAGCAACAGGAGGAAAGGGGACAGGAGAGUCCCGUUCAAGGGAACGAGGUGUGCGUGCACAGUGAAGCCACAGCCCUGGAGUCCUCGCUUCGGCAGUUAAUGGAGCAAGACGUGGCCUCGCAGCCAGCGUUUUAUCCGGGUGUUGUGGAGGGUCUUUCGGCAGAGUGUAUGCGGCAAUUGAUGCUGUGUAACGAGGCAUUUCAGCUUAGCGCGCUGAUCCAGAUCCAGCGGCGACUGCGAAAAGUCCCCACGUCCGCGCCGGUGGUGCAGGAGGCUGUGAAGCGGAUUCUGGAGUGCACGGCGCAGAUAGGGCCGUCGCCGGGUCUAAGUCCCUGGGUGAUGCUCACGACGCCGUUAUUCAUUGCGGGUUGUGAGGCCCGCGAAGACGACCGUGAACAGGUCCGCCAGUUACUGUCCUCGCUGCAUGAUACAAUCCGUGUGCCCAAUGUGUUACAGUCAUUGAAGUUCCUCGAGCAGUAUUGGAGCAAUCAACUAAAUGAGAAUGAGGGGUGGAGUCAGUUUCUGGACACCUCCGCCGCCGCAUUCGUUGACGAAGACGACGACGAUAGCCCCAACGGCCCGGCUUAUACCGCCCAAUUCUCGAAUGGGACCCCUCUACAUAGCCGUCUUGUUAGCGAACCGUUUAUUCCCGUCCUCAGAUCCCCCCCGGUUAUCUCCAAACGUGCCACGACCAUGGCCUUGCACUUGCCUUCGAACCGACCUCCUCCACUACAUAUAGAAUCCCCAAGACGGGGGUCCGGCAUGAGCGAUUCGAAGCAGCCCAAGACACCCGCGAACAAAAUCAGUUCCUUCUUUGGGUGGCGUGGCAGCACAUCACCUGGCGCAGAAUCCUCCAGCACCGAAAUAUCCGAAACCGGUCGUUCCCCGGUGCCAUCUCCGAUGCCUCCCUCUCUACCUAGCGCUUCCUUCUCCAUCACGCCGUCCACCACGGUGCCAUUCGAUUCAUCCAAGCCGCAGGUGCCCGUUCCGCAGCGGAAUCCAUCUCUGAGCAGCGCGAGCCUUCUGGACCCAGGGUCAGCGACCCUGGUGACCGAGCUUGAGAAUGAGCUGCGGGAGAUCAGCUCGGAGCUGGCGGGGUCGAUCCGGAGGGAGAUGGAGUUGGAGGAUCUGGUGGAAAGGCUACAGUCCGAUGUGCCGUUAGAUACUCCCAAUCGACCCACCAGUGAUUACUUUUCCGAUUCGGGCUCUAGUUCCAUCCGAUACGCGCACGAGUCGGGUGGUAGAAUAGAAGAUAUUGGAAAAUUUAAGCGUACAGCGGAGCAGGAAAGAGCCCAGAUCAAGACAGAAUUGUCCCAAAAGGUGCAAGAAGAGCGGAGCCGUCGAGCAGCAUCGGAGGCUCAUGUCCAAAUAUUGGAAUCGCAGGUCCACCAGCUGCGACGGGAGAGAGUGGAUCUCUCCGAUAUGUCCUCCAGGACAAAAGAGCUCGAAACAGCGUUGGAGGCUACCCGUAGGAAGUUGGCCGAGGAACGGCAGAUCAAAGACAAUUUCGAAGAUCUGCUGACGGCGAUGAGAGUCGAGCUUGAACAACUGCGGAACGAGCGGGAUCAUCUUCGUGACAACGUGAUCCCUCAAAUGCAGCAAGCUGGCCCGCUGGGUGCUCCUUCAUCCGACCCCUCGGAAGUCGAACGGCUACUGGGCGAGAUCGAAGCCCUCAAAAUCGAAAAUGCUUCCCUUGCCCAGCUGCAAGGAAGCCGAUUUGCAUCAAUUGCGGAAGAGGACGGCAUGUCGACCUCAAGAAACGUGGGACUGGGACUAUCACGGUCGAACUCGCUUGCUCGCCUGCGCACGAAGAACAGCGCACCGAAUCUGUCUCGUUCUGGCUCCUUGUCUCGGUCGAACUCGACAUCUGCCAAGGAUCGGGGUGAUACCCCCAAGGAAAGCUUGGCAGACAGAAUUAAGGAUGUCGAGGAGCAGCGCGAUGCCCUCCAUCAGUCUCUCCGGCGCCUGCUCGAUCGCCAGGCGCAUGACUCACGUGAAUACGAGAAGCGUCUUCAGCUAAUGGAGCUGGAGGUCGCCCGCGCACAGCAGGCGAGCUCCCCGCGUAAGCUGGGAUACGAGAGAGACGUCCACAAUCUGCGCGAUGAGGUGAACCUUCUUCGGCAGCGCGCCGAAGACGCCUUGGAACAGAAGUGGCAGUGCGAAAAGGGGCUGGCGGGUUUGAAGAUGGACCUGGACCGAGCGGAGCAGGAGACCACUUCCCUGCGAGUACUGCUGCAAGAGCAUGAUAUUACCGUCCCCGAGGACCUCGAGUGCGACCGCGACGGAUUCGCUGAGGUCCUCGCAACCUCCUCUUCCUUGGAUUCGGCCUACCGACAACUCCAGGCGGACCGGGAAAUCGCCGAAGCCAGCUCACCCAUGACGGAGCAAGGCCCACUUGCAGAAUCGGUCAGCCGGACAAAAAUGCUUGCCCAGCAUGUACAACGGCAGCUGGCACAUAACAACGCCCUGCGGAGUCGUCUGGCCGAGGCCAUUGGCAAGGGUGAAAGAGAGCAGCAGGUGUCUGCCAUCCGCAUCAACGAAAUGCAGGCCCGGCUGAAGGAGAUGGAGGACAUCCUGCUGAUCGCGCAGCAGUAUUCCGAGGAAGAAAUCGCUCGCCAUGAAGAGGAAGUCCGCGCCCUCGAGGAGAGCCACAACGCGCAGUUGAAGCGCAUGAAGAACGGGUCCCGCAGCCCUGCGACUCUGUCGCCAAUGCCCCCGAACACGCCCUUUGACGCGCGGUCGCCCCGUCUGGACUUUACCACCAGUGGCAAGGGCAUGCCUCUGGAGGGAGCCGUUCAGUCCGAGACACUGGCCCGACGGGUGAAGGAGCUAGAGAAGCUUCUUCGCGAGGCCGACUUGGAGAUGGGAGAAGUCGUGAGUCGGAUGAACCGCGCGCAAAUCGAGGUCGGCGAACUCCAGUCUGACCGGGAUGAGGCACUGCGCCUGACCCGGAAACUCCAGGCGGAGAUUAUGGCUGAACGGGAGACGUUCAAGACCCUGAUGGCCUAGACAUGGCCCCGCGGCAUUUUUGGCUUUUGCGCUGUACAAAACAAUACCUCAUGGGCUGGUGCUUUGGAGUAGACUUGCGGGUGAAGUAGCGUGUGAAGCUUUUUUCUUUGUUUAUUGUUUUGGAGGUGCUGUGCAUACUCUGACGUUUGUAUAUGGUUGUUAGGGUCCACGGACGAGGUGGACUUGUAAAUAUCUCAGCAUCACGAUGUGAUCAUGUGUAUUCCGCAUAGAUGUAUAGCGAUACUACCACACUAAUAGACACGAUGGUGAUGCCGGAGCAGG